AGUUGUUUUCCAGCAGAACUGAUGCAGUUACACCAUUAGUGAGUGUGCGCCUCCACUUUGUCAGCUGUUCUUGACUUACAGAAGUGAAAGAUUGCAUUUAAAACUCACAAGUCUUUGAAUGCAACUAUCUGGAUAAGGGAACUUCCCGUAUUAAAGAGCGUUUGUUGAAGUGAACUGGUCUCGUGGAGUACAUUAACAAACUCCAGCGUCAGGAUGCACGCGAUUAACUUGGACACGUACAGCCUGUCUCUACUGACUGCUAAAGAAGACAUCCUGAACCCCCGAGCAUCCACUAACUGGGCAUUAUUUGCAUAUGAGGGAGUGACCAACAAUCUUAAACUCUUUGAUUCAGGAGCUGGAGGUUUGACAGAAUUGGUUGGGAAAUUUCACAACAGCAGGCCCAUGUAUGGACUCUGCAGGGUGGGACUGACAGAAACAGGACAACCACAGAUUGUCAUGGUCUGCUGGGUUGGUGAGAGUGUGGAUGAAUACCGCAGAACAGAAUGUGCCAGCCAUGUGCCUUCCAUUAAGACAUUCUUCAAGGAGGCCCAAAUAUUUAUUACAGCCUCACAACAAGAUGAGGUGACGGAGGAGAAGAUUACGGCUGCUCUCGCAAAGAUUCGACUACCGCUGGAGAGACUGAGGAGACCCUCAAAGGCAAAGGAGCAGGAGGAGACUGUGGGUACGAACUACAGGAAGACAAAUGCUGCCAUGGAGAUGAGACGGAUUAACAGAGACUCCUUCUGGGCACGUGCAGAGCGUGAGGAAGAGGAGAGAAAAGAGGAGGAACGUCGGAGGGCUGUAGAAGACAGACAGCGCUGGGAGAGAGAAAGAGUUCUCCAGGAAAAAAAAGAGGCUGAAGAAAGAGACCGAAAGAUGAAUGAAAAGCUACAGAUGAUUGAAGAGCAAAGGAGAAUUCAGGCUCAGCUUGAAGAAGAGACUAAAAAAGAGGAAAGAGCAAGAUGGGAGCAAGAGCAGAGAGAGCACGAGGAAGACAUGAAGGCACGACUUAGACGCAGUGAAUCCAUUGAGAAAGCAGCAGAGGCAGCAGCACUUGUUUCUCAGCGCACCAUCAAUGCCAGAGAGUUUUUCAGGCAGCUAUCUGCCUCCUCACAAAACUCCUCGAGCCCUGGAUCUCCACGCUCAGUCAAAUCUCCAUUUCGUCGCUAUCAGCGCAGUUUGACAGACACAGCCUUCAUCUUUGAGAGGGCCAGCUCCAUUUCUGGUCCCACUUCCCCUCUGAGUCCCUCUAUAAAGUCUCCCUUCUCUCGCACCCCAUCCACACCCUUCAAACGUCCUGCAUCCCCGCUCAGUCCAUCCUUCCGUACAAUCCCCUCACCACAGCACCCUCAAACAUCUGCAGCAUCUCCUCCCACAUCACCCGUCCAGCGCUUUGUCCCACCAGUGUCGCCUUUACCCAGUCUGCCUGUCUUUAGACCCCCUCCAUCCCCGUCAUCACCACCUAGCCGGCCAGCUCCUCAAGCCCCAGAUUCAGCUUCCCCUGCAUCUCCACAGCUGCUGGGGAAUCAAGAUAAGUCUGAGACAUUCAUCUAUGACAUUAGCAGAGCGGAACUUGCUACUGCACCAGAACUGCCUCCAGUUCCACUCUCUGAUGACACACUGGACGAUAAGGAGCUUGUAAUUGGCUCUCGAAUGCUGUGUGAACUACAGUCAGAAGUUCACCUCACUGCCAAGACUGUUCUGGUUGAAGAAGAUGAAGAAGAGGUGGAGGAACCAGAGGAACCUUCAGCCAUCUCAACUACAUCUUCAGUUACCAAGAUCACCACAGAUUAUGAAGGUGCAAUGAAAGCAGCAGAAAAACAAUUGGAGCCAGUGGAUGAGAACAGUGUCAUCAGCCCCCUGGAGGAAGUUGAGGAGCAAGAGAUGGAACCAGAGUUAGACUCUGUGGAGGAACCAGAAUCUGAGGAGCAGCCUGCUGUUAAAUCCAAGGAAUUCCAGUCAGCUGUAGAGCAGUCAGGACUUGAGCCAGCCAGACCUGUGGUUCCAACCUUAGAAGAGGUCUCAGAAGAUGAUGAGGAUGAUGAAGAUCUACUAGAGUACCAAGAGUUGUGUGGGAACACAUCAGAGCAUAAUCUGAUGACCAAAGAAGAUGAAUCAGAAUGUGGCAGACCAGUAAACGGUACAGGAGAGGAUGUUGAUGUAUCUGAGCAAAGCACACCUGAGAGGUACUGUUACACCGUUAAUCGUGAAGAUGAAGAUAAAAUCCAGACUGAGUUGGUGACUGAGAAUGGCGAGUCAUCACCAGACAGACUUCUUUGUGUAAGAGCUUUGUACGACUACCAAGCAGAGGAUGAAACAGAAAUCUCUUUUGAACCUGGUGACAUCAUCAGUGAUGUAGAAACAAUCGACAAAGCGUGGUGGAGGGGUUCCAGCAAAGAUGGACGCCAGGGUCUCUUCCCUGCCAAUUAUGUAGAGACCAUCUAAAAACAUUUCUACCCCCCCUUUUUGUCAAUUCUCAGGGACUUAGAACCCCAAAACCCAGUCAAUGAGGAUGUACCAAGUACUCUGAGACUUAAGUGUCACAUGAAAAGGGUUUUGGAGUAAAAUGUUCAUAAGCAGAACUUGGCCAACAAUUCAAUUCAACAAAACAAUUCAAAACAAGCAGCCAAAGUAAACUAUUAUGACUUAAGUGACCAUCAACUGCAAGACUGUGGAUAAUUCUCACACAGUGUGAGCUUAGAUACUGAUUCAGUACAAUUUCGGUUAGAAAUGUACACAAAUAUUAAUUUUUGCACAUUACACACAUGCAUUAUUUACACAUUUCAUCAUUUAUUAUUUCACCUUUGUUACUAAGGUGCUAAAUAAUACCAAAAAGGAGGUCAAAAUGUUUAUUGGGAGCACCGUUUGUGGCCUUGUACACAUAAUUCUAACAGUAACAAAUUAAAAGGCCCUGAGGAUAGUAACUUUGUUUCAGAACAGGUACUCUCAUAGUACCAGUGAUAUAUUUUCAAUUGAUUGACAGCCCUAAUUAUGAGACUUGUUGUAAUCUGUAUUGACAUAACAUGCCAUGUUUUCUCUAAAGCUGUGUUUAACAAUGCGAUUGGUUUCUUAAGCCGGUUGCACACUGUAUGAUUUUUAGGGUCCUUUACGAUUGUUGCUUGUCAGACUGUACGAUAUGAUCUCCCAGUGAGAUCUUGGGUAAAAGCCAUGGCACACUGAGCGACAUUAUGUCAGACUAUAAGAUACACAGCCGUUUCGGUCGGCACCGCUGACUGGGAGUUUUGUCAUCUGGCCAUCGAAGGAAAAGUCACAUUGUGACACUGCCAGAACUUUGUCGGAGGCUCAGAUUUAUUGCUAAGGCCAUUAAUCGACCGUUGGUGAACGUGUCAUGCUAAGCGAGUAAAGACUGCCAAUUUUGCUGUACAAUGAGAGAAUAUUUUUUACAAUCCCUAAAAUUUGUCUCAGUUGGCAAAAUCUUGGCCAAAAUUGUACAGCGUAAACCUUUAAAUACACUAAAAGUCAUUGUUAGAGACCAGUAUGUUAAAAAUUUGUUGUCAAAUAGUCACUUUUUUUAUCUUCAGAAAUUUGGGUUCAAAAUAGUGGUGUGAAUGAACCAAACUUGGUAAGGCCAUAAUCCUUCUCUCCCAACAUUGUGCCCUAGAAAAAGGCACAUCACGUUCUGUAAAUUGUUAUUGCAGUUGUAUUGUCUUUGUUCUUUUAAACGGUUGCCUUGAAUCUUCUCUCUCCAAAAUUAAAUUCUUCCAAACAUUCACUGUUGUGUAAAUACUAUAGAAUACACAUAUUUUUGGUUUUCUAUGUAAUUUAUUUAUCUCUGACAUGAAAAUAGAUAUAUUUCCUCGUGAGGGUCUGUCAAAUCCUUUUAACCCUUAUAACUUUUAUGGAUUUCAGUAGACAAUGUUCAGUGUAUGAAUGCAGUAUCAAACAAUACAAGAAUCACACCAAUCCAUUUAGCUUGCUCUAUUCUCUAUAUUAGUCAUCUCUUAUUUCUUACCUCUUAGCUAAAAGUUUUUUUUGCUUUUUCACAUGUUGCAUUAAUGAUUUAUAUUCUUAAUGUCCUACAUAGUCAGUACACUGCUUUCAUAUUAUUUUGAGUAUCAUGGAAUAUCACAUAUCAAGAAACCAAUAUUCAAUACAUGUAUAUUCAUGCAUGAGGUAAAAUUAAAGGGAUUAAAGGCAUACACUUUACUGGGUCAUACAAAUUUGUGUCAUAAUGAGUUUACCAUCUUGAAUAUUUAGCUAUGUGUACAUUGCACCUUUAUAUUUUUCAUUUUCUUUUAAAGUUAUUUGACACUAGCACUGCAAGAAUUAAAAGAGAGCUACACACUCACAAAA
Myxocyprinus asiaticus (Chinese sucker) is the source of this 4314-nucleotide messenger RNA. Its product is annotated as drebrin-like protein B. Gene Ontology annotation, biological process: positive regulation of dendritic spine morphogenesis; neuron projection morphogenesis; positive regulation of axon extension. Bases 214 to 2445 code for a protein of 743 amino acids. The record is from RefSeq and is a predicted model, not a curated record. NCBI's taxonomy places the organism in Eukaryota, Metazoa, Chordata, Actinopteri, Cypriniformes, Catostomidae. Gene Ontology annotation, molecular function: actin filament binding. The transcript has 16 exons. Gene Ontology annotation, cellular component: lamellipodium; postsynaptic membrane; site of polarized growth.